Molecule: messenger RNA, 1653 nt
Organism: Penicillium alfredii
Lineage: Eukaryota; Fungi; Ascomycota; Eurotiomycetes; Eurotiales; Aspergillaceae
Product: Zn(II)2Cys6 transcription factor domain-containing protein
Exons: 2
Coding region: 1-1653 (550 amino acids)
Biological process (GO): regulation of DNA-templated transcription
Molecular function (GO): DNA-binding transcription factor activity, RNA polymerase II-specific; zinc ion binding
Source: RefSeq, a predicted model, not a curated record
AUGAAUGGUCAGCGAGUUGCCCCCCGCGGCCGCAUUGGUGCCCCGAAAUCUCGCGCUGGCUGUAGAAUCUGCAAAAUUCGGAAGGUCAAAUGUGGGGAAGAAAGGCCCAACUGUCUUCGAUGUACGAGCACGGGCCGGAAGUGCGAAUAUGAGGGUGGAAAAUCCCCUACAGCACUCGUCCCUCCAUCUACUCUGACUCCCGGCCAAACUCUCUCCUCGGCACCGGACACGGGCAGGCGAGAACGUCGGGCGUUCGAGUACUAUUUCCAGCAUGCGGCGCAGUAUCUGGCCGGUGGGCUAGGGAUCGAUUUUUGGACCAACGUUGUCCCACAAAUCUGCCGCAGCGAGCCUCCCGUGUGGGAUGCUAUGAUCGCCAUCAGCGCAUUGUUUGAAUACCCAGAUCAAUGCAUGGAUUUCACCUUCUUGCGACGCCAUAAUGGCCAUCCCAUUGCCCACCCCAAUCAAAAAGAUGCAUUGAUCUGGUAUUCGCGCUCUAUGUCUAGCGUGCAUUCACAGAUCGAGCAUGGCAAGGCAGAUCCCUAUACCGCCCUUAUUAGCUGUGUUCUUUUCAUCUGCAUCGAGACCAUACAAGGCCAUGUGGAGGAGGCUCUGCAGCUCUAUGGACAGGGCGUGAGCCUAAUCCUUGAUUUACGUGCCAAGGUUCAUAACGGCGUCCUUCCUAUCACCCUCACUAAGGCCGCCCUCCUGGAACAUACCAUUAUUCCGCUGUUUCUGCGUCUGGGCACAAUUGCUCUUUCAAUCUCCGGAAUACCCCUCAGCGAGCUAUUUCAGUUGGUCCCAAAUGACCCAGAACCUACCUUCACUUCCAUCGAGUCUGUCCGAUUUGCCAUAAUGACUCUUAGCACUGAGGUGAUGCUUUUCCAGCGCGAAGCGAUGCUUCAUCUCAAAACAGUUGGUAGCGACUCCGCAGUAAGCCCAGAGAUGGUUAUGCGACAACAAAACUUGCAAGCCCGACUUGCCCACUGGCUCCAUGCAUACAAGCAGCUUUCAAAUACCGAACCUGUUCUCCUGACCCACCAUGCCGCUGCAUCAAUCUGGGUUUCAACCUGCUUGACCCAACACGAAACGAGUUCUGAUGCUCACCUGACCGAUUUCCAAGUGAUUGUCGAUCAAUCCACACUCUGUCUGAAUGCCUCAGCGGGAGUGAAUGGCAACCAACCACCCUUCACGUUUGAGAUGGGUGUUGGUAUCUCCCUUUACUUGACAGCUAUGAAAUGUCGCGAGCCACGUUUACGGAGAAGAGCCCUAGAGCUGCUGCGCCAAGCGCCUCCCAUGCAAGGUUUUUACAAGUGCACUCCCGCUGCUGCUUUGGCAGAGGCCAUCAUGCAGCUGGAAGAGGGAUUCAGUCUCGCGCUACGUGGAUCUAGCCAGGAUGUGGAUGGAAUAACUUCUGCGGAGGUCCCAGGGCCGGUACAUGAAUCUAUGUCGGCUUUCAUUCCAGAGGAGGCCCGUGUCCACUUCAUUGGGGUCUUUCGGCCUCAAGAUGGUCUUCCUCCUGGCGUACUUGAGGAUGACCUUGCAAAGUGGAAUCGGGGACCUGAUCAACUAUUUUUGGAAUUCGCCAGACAGCAACAUGAUCUAUCCAGCAACUCCUGGCGGUUGGUCAGCCAGUGUGUACCAGUGGGGAUUUGA